ACGGUCGUUACCUAAACCAUUAACGGAUCGUAAUUAAUCCUUUAAAAGUUAAUAUUCUAAUAAUAAUUAAUUGAAUUAAAUUUCAUUAUAAAUUAUUACUGAAACAUAGUUAUAUUUUAAAUAAUAAUACACAAAAGUGACGUCAAAAUGCAUUCAAAUAUAAUAAAAGUUUGUGCAGCUUUUCUCUUUAUUAUUAAUAUGGCAGCAACAGCAAGUUUAGGUUCAACAACAACUGCUGAAUCAAGUUCAGGAUUUUCAAGAGAUUUAUAUGAAAAUAUAAUUACGCCGGGACAAAAAGAUAAUGUUGUUUUUUCACCAGCAUCAAUUCAAACUUGUGUUGCAUUAGCAUAUUUUGGUGCUAAAGGUAAUACUGAAUCUGAAAUUUCAUCUGGUUUACAUCUUGGUACAUCAGAUAAGGAUGUUGUAGCCAAAAGAUUUUCCAAUUUAUUAACAUCUUCGAAAAGCUCUACUCAAUUGGCUAUUGCCAAUAAAAUUUAUGUUAAUAAAGAAUUGCAUGUAAAAAAAGAUUUUAAUUCAAUUGCAAAAGAAGCAUUUCAAUCAGAAGCUGAAUCUGUGGAUUUUACAGAGAAUAAUAAAGUUGUUCAAAAAAUUAAUAGCUGGGUUGAAAGUAAAACAAAUAAUAAUAUAAAAGAUUUACUAAGUUCAGUUGCCCCAGAGACAAGUAUGAUUUUGGUAAAUGCAGUUCAUUUGAAAGCUACAUGGAAAUUCAAAUUUAGUUCAUAUUCAACACAUAAAUCUGAUUUUUGGAUAACUCCAGAUACAUCAGUAAAAGUUGAUACCAUGUCGAAUGCUGAUUAUGGUUAUAAAUAUGCUCAAUGGUCUGAUUUAGAUGCUACUGCUCUAGGAAUGCCGUAUUCAGAUUCAGAUCUUGAAAUGGUUAUUGUUUUGCCAAAUAAAAAAGACGGCCUUGCAGCUUUAGAGAACAAAUUAAAGAGCGCUGACAUUUUGAAUUUGGCAAAUCAAAUGAAAACUUAUGAUGUCGAUGUUUAUUUACCAAAGUUUAAAGUUGAAUCAAAAUUCAAACUCAACGAUGCUUUAUCCAAGAUGGGUAUGGCCACUAUGUUCAGUGAUAAUGCUGAUUUUAGUAACUUAUUUGAAGAAAAAACUCCAGUUAAAGUAUCAGAAGUUGUACAUAAAGCUUUUAUUAAUGUUGAUGAGGAAGGAACUGAAGCAUCUGCUGCUACAUAUAUGAAAAUUGUACCGAUGUCAUUGAAUUUGGAUCAAAAACUAUUUAAAGCCGAUCAUCCGUUCCUAUAUUUCAUUAAGAAUCAAGAAUAUAUUUACUUUAUGGGUCGCGUCGCAAGCUUCUAAACUACAUACAUACAUACAUAUGUGUAUAUGCAUUUUUGUUAAACGCUAAACAUAAUUAAAUCUGUUCUGUGUUGUAAAACAUUUACAAAUACUAUAUAUACGUGCAUUUUUUAUUUAUAAAUAAAAAAUUAAUAAAA
This is a messenger RNA of Condylostylus longicornis, 1469 nucleotides long. RefSeq names its product serine protease inhibitor 42Dd-like. The transcript is spliced from 4 exons. Gene Ontology annotation, molecular function: serine-type endopeptidase inhibitor activity. The record is from RefSeq and is a predicted model, not a curated record. Bases 148 to 1332 code for a protein of 394 amino acids. NCBI's taxonomy places the organism in Eukaryota, Metazoa, Arthropoda, Insecta, Diptera, Dolichopodidae.